Molecule: messenger RNA, 582 nt
Organism: Nerophis lumbriciformis (worm pipefish)
Lineage: Eukaryota; Metazoa; Chordata; Actinopteri; Syngnathiformes; Syngnathidae
Source: RefSeq, a predicted model, not a curated record
AUGAUAAAAGCCAUUUUAAUAUUCAACAACCACGGCAAGCCGAGGCUGUCCAAGUUCUACGAGCAUUACACUGAAGACACAGAGCAACAGAUCAUCAGGGAAACAUUCCACUUAGUGUCCAAAAGAGAUGAGAAUGUCUGCAAUUUCCUUGAAGGUGGAAUGUUGAUUGGGGGAUCUGACUACAAGCUGAUCUACAGACACUAUGCCACGUUGUACUUUGUGUUCUGCGUGGACUCCUCAGAGAGUGAACUAGGAAUUUUAGAUUUAAUACAGGUAUUUGUGGAAACGCUGGACAAAUGUUUUGAGAAUGUCUGUGAACUUGACCUCAUUUUUCACGUAGACAAGGUUCACAACAUUCUGGCUGAGAUGGUGAUGGGCGGGAUGGUGCUGGAGACCAAUAUGAAUGAGAUAAUCACCCAGGUGGACGCCCAGAAUAAGAUGGAGAAGUCUGAGGCUGGUAUUGCAGGAGCCCCCGCUCGUGCCGUAUCAGCGGUAAAGAACAUGAACCUCCCGGAAAUGCCCAGAAACAUCAACAUUGGCGACAUCAGCAUCAAAGUGCCAAAUUUGCCGUCCUUCAAAUAG